AUGUCGUUUAGGCUGUCGCUAUCAAAUAGUUAUGUGAGGUCAUGUCCUUCUGAUUUAGGGGCGGCCAAGCAUAGGGGGGUUAAUGCUAGAGGAAAGAGAACCUCUAGGCUUAGAUUUGGGAGUUGGAAUGUAGGCACCCUUACGGGAAAGUUUUUAGAGCUAUGCAAUGCCCUGACUAGAUGUAAGGUAGACAUUGCAUGCUUUCAAGAAACUAGGUGUACAGGGAAAAGUAGUAGAGAAGAGAACGGAUACAAGCUAUGGUACUCUGGAGCGCCUAAGUCGAUUAACGGAGUAGGGAUCAUCAUGACUGAACGACUUAAAGACUUCGUUGUGCAAGUGGAAAGACACGGGGAUAGGUUGAUGUUGGUGAGAUUGGUGAUACAAGAGGAGACAAUAAACGUGAUCAGCGCGUAUGCUCCCGAGUCGGGCCAGGGAGCGGGAGAGAAGAAGAAUUUUUGGGACUCACUGGAUGAGCUUGUGAGGAGUUUCCCUGUUGACCAAUGA
This is a messenger RNA of Erigeron canadensis, 504 nucleotides long. Its product is annotated as craniofacial development protein 2-like. The coding region runs from base 1 to 504 and encodes 167 amino acids. NCBI's taxonomy places the organism in Eukaryota, Viridiplantae, Streptophyta, Magnoliopsida, Asterales, Asteraceae. The transcript is spliced from 2 exons. The record is from RefSeq and is a predicted model, not a curated record. Gene Ontology annotation, molecular function: catalytic activity.